This is a messenger RNA of Penicillium angulare, 1617 nucleotides long. RefSeq names its product tRNA-dihydrouridine synthase family protein. Gene Ontology annotation, biological process: tRNA processing. The record is from RefSeq and is a predicted model, not a curated record. Gene Ontology annotation, molecular function: flavin adenine dinucleotide binding; tRNA dihydrouridine synthase activity. NCBI's taxonomy places the organism in Eukaryota, Fungi, Ascomycota, Eurotiomycetes, Eurotiales, Aspergillaceae. Bases 1 to 1617 code for a protein of 538 amino acids. The transcript has 2 exons.
AUGGCGUGUGAAGCUGCACCGCAAAACAGUGCGGUCUCCGCAGCUGCUCCAACCAAGAAACUACAAGGUAGACAAUUCUAUGAGAGCAUUGGUAGCCCCAAGUACAUUGUAGCUCCGAUGGUAGAUCGGUCUGAGUUUGCAUGGCGCAUGCUUUCUCGGUCCUUUUUGCCCCCGGACGAACAAAAAGAUCUGCUCGCAUAUUCCCCCAUGUACCAUGCCCGACUUUUUAAGGAGCAAGCGAGGGUGCGAUCUGGACACUUUCAGCCAACCCGUGGAUCGGCUGGUGAUGCGACGAAGAAGAAGGACGAACUGUUCCUCGACGGAAACCCAGCGUUUGACCGGCCCCUCGUCGUACAAUUCUGCGCAAACGACCCGAACGAGUUUUUAGAGGCAGCAAGACACGUUGCGCCCUUUUGCGACGCCGUGGAUCUGAAUCUGGGAUGUCCACAAGGAAUCGCUCGCAAAGGUCACUACGGUGCCUUCCUUCAAGAAGACUGGGACUUGAUCUACAAGCUGAUCAAUAAAUUGCACACCGAGCUCGAUGUACCAGUAACUGCGAAGUUUCGCAUCCAAGAGACCAAGGAGAAAACCCUUGAAUAUGCCAAGAUGAUACUCUCCGCAGGCGCAAACAUCAUCACAGUCCACGGGCGCAGACGAGAGCAGAAGGGCCACGAAACAGGCGUCGCAGACUGGACUUACAUUCGCUAUUUACGUGAUAACUUACCGCCUGAUACUGUGAUCUUCGCCAAUGGAAAUAUUCUCAACCAUGACGAUAUCGAGACGUGUCUCAAAGAGACGGGCGCAGACGGUGUAAUGAGCGCCGAAGGAAAUCUUUCCGACCCAACUAUAUUCAGCAGACCGCCAGCGCCUGGCACUGGAACUCGAGACUACUGGCGGGAUCGCCACGGCAAGGGUGGCUACAGAAUCGAUGCGAUCCUCCGACGAUACCUCGACAUCAUUUACAAAUAUGUUCUAGAGCAGCCCGUGCCUGAGAGGAAACCUCUUUUCCUCCCGUCAGACCCAGUGGAUGAGAAGGAAAAAUUUAAUGAAAACGCCGAAGAUUGCGAGAACGACGGUCCCCCGAAAAAGAAACAAAAGAGAGAAAAGACUAAGCGGCCAAACUCUGCCAGUCUGGGUGUCAUGCAAGGCCACCUUUUCCAAGUCCUUAGACCCAUGGUCGCUACUCACACCAAUGUGCGCGAUGCCCUUGCUCGGUCGAGACCUGGUGACAUGCCUGCUUUUGAGAAUGUCUUGAGACUCGUGGAGCAGGCCAUCAAGGAUGGACUGAAGGAAUACGAUGAGUCUCCGGAGAAGUUUGAGAAGUCCCACGAUCCUACUUUAACUGGAUCCAAAGCUACCAUUGCAGAAUAUGGACGCCCGUGGUGGGUCUGCCAGCCGCAUGUUCGACUCUUACCAGAAGAAGCUAUGGAAACUGGAGCUUUGCAACAGAAGGGAGGUGCGAAAAACCAGAAAGAUGGGAAGGUAGAGGCCAAGAAAGAGGCAGGGAAAGAAUCUUUAGAUGCCAAGACUCCUGUCUCUGAGGGAACCUCCACUCCUGCUGACGGUGAGACUGAUACCUCGACAACCUUGACUCCUGAUCGUCUUGUCAGUGGCUGA